GGCAGUGACGUCACGGUUUACGUUUCAAAUACCACUUGAACCCGGGAAGGCUGCAUUGAGGAUAAACAAGUAAAAUGUGAGGUGGUUCAAUUAAGCCCAGUUAUUGUCAUUAUUAUUAUUAUUAUUUUCACUUUGCAUAGAAGCAGUCUAAGUGGGUUUGGGUCUCAGUCGGAAGGCAUUUGCGUGUGUUGUUCAUAUGCCCAACACCGUGACGCUAUCCGACAGCUAACCGUUAAAGCCUAGUUUAUGCUCCGCGCUGUGCGUGAGAUGUCCGCGUUAAUUCUCCGACGUCUGGAGAAGAGCUAACGUUGUUGCCUCCGUCGUGUUUCCAUGACUACGCCAAAGUGGCUUCACAAUUGUGUUUUUUUACCGGGAAGUUCCAUGAUAAAGCAAGCAAUGAAAGCUUUAGUUGUUCAUUUGGUAUGUAGGGACAAAACGGGGCGACAUCAGUGCUCCGUUCCCAUCCAGAUGUUCGUAGUAUGUGACCAGGUCCUGAUGAUGAUCGAUCUGGUCCACCCUCACUAGGUGUUUCAGAUUGCAUCACUACUGGUAACUGUAUAGUUUCCUAUAAUUGAAUCAACCCCGAGAUGAAUGAGUUGAGCUUGAUGAGUGGGUUGGAGGACAUCAGCCAACACAUCCACGAGAGGAUCUCCUCCUUAUACCGCAUGCUGGAUCUGUCAGGCGUUGAAUUGCCUCAGAGGAAGGAACUUGGACAAGAAUUUGGGGCACUCGAGAAGCUUCUGGAGGAGUUUGAAAAAUGUGUUGAUCGACAGAGAGAGAGGCUGAAGCAGCUCAAGGACCUUGAGCAGUCCUUCCAGAAGAAUUUGCAGGAUGUCCAGCACAUAAAUGAGAACGUACCUGCACACAUGCCUAAGAAGAAAUGUCCAGCAAAUGGAGGUGAACCCGUAAUGACCCAGAAGACAGACGUUCUGCCAGUUCCGUCGCAAAAUGUCAAGAAAACCACCAAGAGCUUCAUCAGAGAGAUGGAGGUGAUCACGGUGCAGGAGUUUGAGAGCAUUCCUCCGUACAUGAAAGGACGCGUGUCUUACGAUCAACUCAACGCAGCGGUGCAGAGCCUCAACGCGGCGGUGUCGGCCAAGUACAAGAUCCUCCAGCAGUCAGUGAAAAGUCUGAACAAUCAAACGCGCAAGCUGCGCCAGCGCUUCAAGGACCAGGAGACGAAGGAGACAAAAGGUCACUUUUUUGUGGUGGAGGACGACAUUCGAGAAUUCACUCGGAUGAAGGCAGACAAGCGAUUUAAAGGGAUCCUCAACAUGCUGCGACACAGCCAGCGCCUCCGAGAGCUUCGGGGCGGGGGCAUCGUCCGCUACGUGCUGGUGUGAUUGACAUGGAUGAAUGAUGGAGAGAUUCUUGGUUCUCCUGUCUGUCAGACCGAUAUACCGAGCUCACUGUAUCAUCUAAAUGUACAUAUUUCAAGAAUUAUCCAUGGAUAUGCUAUGAUUUGCAAUGUUUGUACGUUGAUAUAUUUUGUUGUGGUGUAAAUGAUAAAGUGCUAUACAUUCAUUCUCUGUAUUUUUCAGCUAAAUAAAAACUAAUUCUUUAGGAA
Molecule: messenger RNA, 1567 nt
Organism: Pungitius pungitius (ninespine stickleback)
Lineage: Eukaryota; Metazoa; Chordata; Actinopteri; Perciformes; Gasterosteidae
Gene: ska1
Product: spindle and kinetochore associated complex subunit 1
Exons: 7
Coding region: 588-1343 (251 amino acids)
Biological process (GO): chromosome segregation; regulation of microtubule polymerization or depolymerization; mitotic cell cycle
Cellular component (GO): mitotic spindle; outer kinetochore; spindle microtubule
Molecular function (GO): microtubule binding
Source: RefSeq, a predicted model, not a curated record